AAGGGCUGGGCUUCCAAACCCGAAGGAGCCUCUCCGUCUUCGUCGUCGUCGUCGACGACCUCCACAAUCGUUUUGGGAAGCAUUUGCGACGUAAUGCAUGCGAUUCCUUAGCGCAAUCAGGUCACACCCUGUAUGUUAGUUUUGAAUUUGAAGAAUCGUUGAUAUGUGGGGUGUUGUGGGGGUGAUUCUGCAUCGAAUAUUAGGGGCAUGUGUCUAGAUAGCAUUGGGACCUUUGAGAAAUCGAUGUUUCUUGCGAGGAGAUUCGUCGCAGUGCAGGUUCUGUGUUGGAGGUGAACAUGAGAAGUUUCUGCUUUGUCAAAAGAAAAGAAAAGAAGGGACAGAGAAAAGAGUGCAUGAUCAUAAAGUAGUACCCUGGGCGUGGACUGGAGUGUGUAUGCUUGGUUAAUGCAGAGCCAAGUCCCAUGGGAGCAGCAGCUGGCCCUGCAGUCGCCAUAGGAGACUGUGAGUCCUCUCCAACUGGGGCUACAAUUGAGAAUGCUCAAGUUGGAAAAUUCGCUGAAGUCGUUACUUUGAGCGGCCGUUCUGUUGCCACAUGUGACCUUUACUGCACGACAAAUUAUGAAGCAGUUUCGGGAUUAAUUGAAUGAGCGUUUGCAUUUUGAGUUGGCUUGGGAGGAGCCCAGGAGGAGCGCAGAAAGGAGUUGGAGUUUUAGAGGAGGUGGUUAUGCUCUGCUCCUGGUUGUCGGCGUAUGUGAUAACCUCUAAGCCUUGCGGUAUUCAUCGUAAAUUCCAUGAAGUUAAAUUUGACGAUGGUCGAUUUUUAGGGGAGCAAUGAAUGUCAGGCUUUGUGGACUUGCAGCCAUUCUUCGAGUCUGUUGCAUGUUGGGGAGUAAUUCUGUAGCUUUAGAACCAUAGCGAAUGGUUGUUUCGUUAUUGCCAGAAGAAUGGUACCGUGUUCCCUUGGCAUACGUUUGGUAGAGGAGUGAUGUUCUUUCUGGUGACGUGGAGAAUGGAGCUAUGGUGAACAUGAGUUACCAAGUUUUGUCACAUCAGAACACACAUGCUCUGUCAAGCAAGUGGAAUGGAUUAGCUAGUAGCCAGCAGUAUGAGCCCGUGGGCGAAAUCAUAGCAAGAUGUGGGCCGGUCUUGGAGCAGCACGCAAGUGAGUUGAGCUCCAGGGACAAAGCUUCAGCACCUUCUGUUCAGGCCAUACAGUCCUUCGAUGUUCGAGUUGAUUCCCGUGUUGGCGUUACAGAGAGAAUUUCCGAUAUUUCAUCUCUGACUUUCAAAGACCGUUCGAAUGAUCUAGCGGACAGACAAGAGACUCAUGGGCUGACAGUCGCCUCUUGGGAGAGGUCCAUCCGUGAUGCAGGUGCUAAUCGGGUAGGGGGUUCAGCUGCUGAAGACGUGCACACAAAUGCCUCUGAGAUCGUUGAAGGUAAUGUAGGAACUGUCGAGCAGGCGACGGAGAGACGAGACAGGGUGGGUUCUAUGUUGUGCCUCCCUAGGGUCGAUGUUGGUAGGGUGUCCGAUUCAGCAGCAAGCUUGCGGGGAUCUUCGAAUGAUAUUAUGCCAGAGAACCACAGAUCCGAGGCACAGAGCGUGCAGGGAAUGCUGGAGUCUUGCAUUCAAAGUGCUGUGGAUGGUUUGAGUGGCGCGUUAGCGCACAAAGAUGGGCGGAUAGUGAAGAAGGCCGCCUUUUCAAGGGGAGGCAAUAAAUUGAAAAUGGCGCACAGAGGAAGGGUAGGAGUGGACGCGAAGAAGGGCAACAAUCAUCACUUGAGUUUGAACUCGGAGGAAGGCGUGUCGGAAGACAGGACCAACCACCUCGCAACAGAGGCGGAGUCAAGGGGUCAGGGUAACAUUGGUGCUCAUCCUCAGGCACUUAGAACGGGGGUCCAAGCUGGUGCUCCUAGGAUCAUCGAACUGUCGACAAGUAUUUCUGGUGCAUUAAAUUGUAUGUAUCCAGGGGUGGUUCUGCCAUGGGAGAAGGGACAAGUUUCAGCAAUACAAUCUGAAGCUGACCGACGUAACGCCGAUCUUACGAAUAAACUGGCUAAUAAGGCUCGCGAAGACUUCAUUCUCGAAAAGGCUGAGCAUCUGAAGGGGAAAAGGAAGCUAAUCGAGGAGGGGAGGACUUUGAAGAAGAUUGCCGAACUUUCGCGGCGAAAGUCGCAUUGGGACUUUGUGUUGGAGGAAAUGAGAUGGAUGGCCAACGACUUCUGGCAGGAGAGGAUGUGGAAGAGGUAUCAGGCUGCCCAUGUUUGUCUGGAAAUUGCUAUGAAGAAGGGGGAAGACGAGUUUUUGGCAGCACGUUUGCUCAAGGAGCAACGCAGAAUCUCGAACGUUUUAGCUCAUGCCGUGAAGGAUUUUUGGCACAGUGCAGAAGUUGAAGCUACCAAGGAAAUAACCGGAACUAGAAUUUCCACAAAAGAGCAAUCCAAGAGAAGGAGUAAUGAGACUGAAGUUAUUCCAAUGGAAGUGGAUUCUUUUGUUAAUGAGGAGGAAUCUUUGAAAUCGGUGCAUAUUGAGAAAGCUGGAAACGAGAAGCCAAGUGGGUUACAGAAGUAUGCUAUUCAGCUUUUGAAAGAAUCAGGAUUCGCCUGGAUAGGGCAAGCCGAGGUCCCUUCGACUCCCAAGCGUUAUCGAGAAAGCAUCAGCAUUCUGGAGCAAGUUCAUGAGGUACCAUUGUUUUACAAGGUACCGGUUGGAGUAAUGGAAGCUUAUCGAAUAGCAGUGGAAGCUGAAUACGCUAGGUCCGAGAAGGAGUAUGAAAAGAGGCAGACAGUUUCAAUCACCGAGGCGGGGGCUCUGGCUGGUGCGGAAGCACCUGAGGAAGCAGGCGCGAGAGGGGGUGUGAGCUAUAGAAAUUUCUUGAAUGAUGGAGGUUCUCAGGAAGACGAACCUACUGCGUUUACUAUUGAAGGAUCUCGUAUAGCGAAGAAGAAACGGAGGAAGGUAUUUAAAACGGGCAGUGUUGAUGCAAAAAGCAAUGGCAGUGGGCUACAAGGACUUUCAUAUCGAUUGUCAGGUGUUCGGAGUUCAGAGUUGGGCAUACCCUCACCUCUUGUAGCGGAAAAACUUUCCAUUUGUGGAGAUUUGGGACCGAACAGUUUAACUGGAAGCAUCCCAGUGAAGCGCGCGCGGUCAUCAGCAGCGAAUUCACGACCACGUGGCACACAUUGUGGCACAUCUCCAGGUGCAGUUGGACUUCCGGCACAGAAGGGGUUUGGGUUGUCAUCUCAGCAAGACGAUGACUUGCCCAUGGAUGAUUCUAGUGAAGGUGAUAUCAAUAGCGACUCACCCAGUAGCGAAGUGGUUGGAGGUGACAGUAAGCAGAGGAAGAAAAAGAAGACCAAGUCAUAUCAAGGCCUGUCGUUUUACGAUGUAGGCAAGUCGGUAAAGGAUAUAGUUGGAAUUGCCUAUGAUCUUCGACCCGAGCAGGGGAAACGGAAUGCAGAGACGCCUUGGGUAACUAUUGGUGAAUCCGAUGGAGUUCUCAAUGCACUAGUCGCGUCAGGGUCUCCAAGCAUAUCAGGUCAGAAAAACUCGAAGAAACAGAAGUCUGUGAGGCAGGCGGAAGAAAACCUCGAUACAACCGACACAUCUGGUUUGCACAGCGAGCAACAAGUUGCCUCUGGAGUGAGUGUAAAUUAUUUAAAUAGACACACCAGCAUGCGAGACGGUCAUCGGAGGGUCCGACCGAAAAAGGCACUGCAUGUUCUGCAGGUUCUUUCUAGUACCCUGACGGGAGUGGGAAUUCCUUGGUCAGCUAGCGAAGAUCAAGCUAUUCUUGCGCUUGUGAUUGAUUUAGGUCCGAAUUGGGAACUCGUAAGUGACGUGUUGAGUUCGAAUUCGCAAUUGAAGGGUAUUUACCGUAAACCUCAGCAGUGCAAAGAAAGGCACAAAGCACUGAUGGAAAGAGUAGGUGUGGAAGAGUUGGAGAAUUCGGAAGAUCCUACCUCAACGCAGCAGCAGUUCGCUAAAGGCAUCGUUCGGGACUCGCGGGGUCAGUGUGCAGCAGAGGAGGAUACCCUGAAGCACUUUCAGCAAAUUAUCAUAAUUGUGCAAAAGUAUGGUGCUCAAAAAACUCCGAGUGAGUGUAAAGAUCAAAAGCUCUUGCAAUCUUCACAUCCUUCUCACGAAGUUGUCAUCUCUCAGUUCUGUUACAAUGUUCCUCCUGAUCCCGUUCAAUUGGCGGACUGGGUGACGAGCCCUGGCGACGGUUUUACUCCACACCUAGCACAUGGUUUCCAGGGAAGUGUGGCGGGGGCUCAAAGUGUUGGACCAAUUCCUGGACUUGGAAUGAGACCUUCAGCAGGUGGACAUCCUCUCCCCCCUGUGUUGCAAGCCACAAAUAGUUCGCAUCUGGUAGGAGGUCCCGUGUCCCCUGCGUUUAUGAGCACUACUGCCUCUAGGGAUGGUCAAAGGUUCACUGUGAACUCUACAAACCCUCCCAACGAAGAGGAUGCAAAGUUGCAAAUGGCGACAAGCAAGCUAACGGAGUUCGAUGCGCGGCGAGUACAACAGCAGGCUGGUUCAGUUGCAUCAGGAUCACCUGUCCUUAGAGGUCUGUCAAAUUCGAAUGGACUUCUCAUGUCGCCGAGCAGUACAAGUGGGGCAAUGGUGACAGAAUUGAACUAUGGACUGUCCCUUCCAAGAUCAGGUUUAGGAUGCUUGAAUGCAGCUGGUUUGAACGGGAUGCUCACUUCAUCAGGGAAUUUCGUUGGAUCCAACAGAACGAGGAGAAUCGCAGGGCUGGUGAAUUUGGCACGGAGCUGCACGGAGGAACAACGGUUGUUGGUUCUUCAAGAGCUUCAGUCGUUGGCUCAACAAGGCGAAACACAAGCCGCUUCUGCUCUAUCUAGCCUGAUGGGUGAUAUGACAAAUGCAGUGGACGGGUCAAACCAGCAGUCGUUUGUACAACACCAACAAUCACUUCAGCAGCAACAACAGCAGCAGCAGCCAGGACAGCAUCGACAAUUGCAACAUCAUCAUCAGCAUACGAGCAACUCCUCGACCAAAUUGCAAGCACAAAUGCAGCAACACAGUCAGCCGCUACCAGUAUCCUCGCAGAGUUAUAAUGCGGGACUCACUCGCAUGAAAGAUCCGCAACAGCAGCAACAUCAGAGACAGCAGCAGCAACAGAAGCAAAUAUUACUCAGAGGUCAUCCAGCUAUUUCACAAGCCCAGCACAUGGUGGUUUCUCCCCUUCAACCGGGGGUACCCAGCUUCUCUUCUCAGAACUUGAACCCACAAUCCCACAUACUCUCUCCAAAAGCACACAAUACUCUACAAAAGCAUUUAAUGCAGCAAGUUAGCGGUCCUUCACAGGGGUCCCAAGUUUUGGAUUCGGCAAACAUGCAGUCAUCCCUAGCUUCUCCAGCUGGAUUAGUGCAGCAGAAUAAGCCCGAUGUACAGAUAACUCAAGAUGAUUCUGGAGACAAGGAUUCACAGCCGAAACAGAUGCAGAAGCAAGCGCAGCAGACAACCCAGCAAGUUGUGCAGCAGCAGGAUUUGAGGAAUGGGAAGGGUGGGAUUAGAGGGACGCAGUUGAUGCAGGGUGUUUCUCCUCAGACAGGACCAGGGCAGGCAAACACCUUGUCUGGCAAUGUGAUUGAUCAAUUGCAAGGUGAAGCAGGCGGGCAGCUACAAGCAGGACAAAAAGUUGUAGGUCAAUCUGUAGGCCAAGCUGCUAAGGCAGCGAGCGGACCUCAGGUUGGAACCGUCCCAGGCGGUUCGCAGGGUGGUCAAGUUGGUCAAGUACAUGGAGUGCAAUCACCAAGUGUAUCGUCCGUAGUGGGUUUACAGAAGGUGUCCCAGCAAGUCCAACAAGCUGCGCAGGGAGUAAUUAACAAGGCAGAACAGGGAAGUCUGCCGCAAGCAGGUGGACAAUCCAGUGGUCAGCAAGCUGGUUCAGGCGCUAGUUCAAGCCAACAGGCGGUAUCGACCGCGUCUCCGGUCGGUCUAACGCAACAGUGUCAACAGUUAUGGGGUCGUCAUGUUGCGCAGGCGGCAGCGCCUCGAAGAUUGCCAAUGCGACAUCCUAGCAGUAGCGUGGGUAUGCCGAUGCCGGGUCAGCUCGGCAAAACGGUUGUAAAGCAGACGAGUGCACAGCAGACGGGACAGGGUGGUCCUUCCCAAAUGACACUGCAGGCCGGACAGAAUCGGUAUCAGCUGGGUGGGACAAUUCCGAUGGGCAUGAGCGACCCGAACUUUCAUUUCGUUGGCUUACCAUCUGUUUUGAACUUGAGCACAGGUGAAGCGCAGGGCUCCCAAUGGAAAACCAACCAGGCAAUAGCUCAUCUACCUGGACGAAUGUACAAUUUAACACGCACUAGCAGUUCAGUGUCUGGUCAAUUUCCAAUGUUGGCAAGUUCAACCAUGCACUCAAAUGGAAACACUGGUAUGUCGUCGCUGGCUGGUUCAGGUAUCCAAGGUGUGGGUUUAGGGAGCAUGGCGCGAGGCGUGGGUGGUGUGCAAGGCGACCCAGGGUUAGCGAACCUUAAAGUAGGAGCAGGUCCAGGGAUGAACGGAAGGGGCUUUCUAGGGUCACAGGUAGGUAUUAUGGGUGGUCAAAGAAACCCGGUGAAUGGUUCAGUGGGCGAUCCUGCAGGCGUAGGCAGCACACCAAGCAGCCAUGUGAAUCCUCCCGCAGGCUCUUCGAUGCCGGCCAGCCGAACUAGUUCAAGUGCAGUUGGUGCUUCACAAUCUGGAGUUGUUGAAUCACGUCAAGGCGUGUCUACACACUUUUCUAAUCCGGCCGCGAGUAGCGGGCAGAUGCGGCAGACACAUGGAGGACAUCCCACCGCGUCGUCUUCUAGUUUGGUAACCUCGUCCGAAAUGGCUGGCGCUUCAGGUACAAGUGGGAUCACGAAGAGCAGCAUUCCGGGUUCUGGAGUCGAUCAUAAUCCUCCAGCUGCAUCGAGGGAGGCAGGGACAGCAUCCUCGUGAUAGGACCCGUUUCUCGUAGGCUUUUGUCAAGCUCAAAUUGAGUGUGCAGCAUGAUUUUAGCAGUAUGCGGCUCUUACAGGGUAGUGCGUUGGUCAGCCCAUUAGCAAGGAACUGGAGGCGCACAGAUUCAGAACGGAGUUGUACACUGGAGGCGGGCUUUUGCUGUGUCGCUCAUCAUCCUGUAUGGUGCGGAACUGGACGAAGCGAAAGGAAGUCCAACUUUGUCAUUGAUCAGCACCAAUUUGUACAUUAUCGUGCCCAGAAGCUGGGCUCUGUGUACGCACUUUUGAGUGCGACGUAUUCUAGCAUUUGCUACUGCAGAUUGGCUCUAUGUAAAAAAAAACUCUCUUGUUUUAAUAUAAGAAUUUUCGAUUUUUUCUA
Physcomitrium patens is the source of this 7296-nucleotide messenger RNA. Lineage: Eukaryota; Viridiplantae; Streptophyta; Bryopsida; Funariales; Funariaceae. The record is from RefSeq and is a predicted model, not a curated record.